AUGGCCCCGGAAGAAUUUCAAACAGAGAUCAAGUACACAUCAGCUGCCAACGUAAUGAACAAGCGCUACCAGGCAGUGGCAGGUUGGAACAUGGCCGAUACCCCAAUCGUGGUCAACCUCGACGACACCGCUAUCAUGGAGUCUUCUGAGUGCCUCAAGGUCGCAAUUCGAGCUUUCAGUGACCCAAGAGUUGGAUUGAUCGCAACAACAAAGUGGGUAGAGCGUGUCGAAGGAAACUCCUUUGUGGCAGGAUUCUGGAACAUGAUAGGCAACCUCUACCUCACCCGCCAUACCUUUGAGAUCAUCGCAUCGUUUUUCAUGGACGGCGGGUUUUUUGUUGCUUCAGGCCGGUUCAAUCUUAUACGAAGAAUUAUUGUACAAGAUGAACGUUUCCAGAAAGAAUUCUUGGAUGAGUACCUAUGGCAGGGUUUCUUCAAGCGUCUCGUGUGGCUGGGGAAACGAAGCUCAGGCUUCCAAUCGUUCUUCGACAUGCUCUGCAAGAAAUUCGAGUGCAUUACUUUGCGCGGUAUCGGGCCAGUUCAAGCUGACGAUGAUAACUUCAUUUCGCGCUGGGUCAUUAACGAGGGCUGGAAUGUUGCGGUUGAAAGCUCGCCUGAAGCGAGAAUCAUUACUCGACUGGGUGGAAUGGAUCUGGAAUCCUCCAAGCUCUUGCCCGCCAAGUUUCUCGAUCAAUGUCAUCGCUGGAGCCGCACAACCUUGCGACAAAACCCCGAGGCACUCCUUUCCGACUUGACCAUUUGGAUGAAGUGGCCAAUUACAACUUGGAUGACCUAUAUUCCGUGGCUCUACAACACAGCACUGGCAUGGGACUUUGCUAUUAUCUGGACGUUUACUCGGACGACAGUUUAUACCCAGUCUUCACAUCGCGUAGGACUUUUGACCAUUCUGAUCCUGUCUAUCUGGGGAACGAAGUUGAUCAAGGUCAUACUAUGGUACUGGUAUCAUCCCCAGGAUUUGCGGUACAUCCUUUUUCAUGUGGCGUUUUCAUACUUUCAUUCGCUCAUUAAAUUUUACACCAUGGCCACCGUUGGUGACUUGAGUUGGAGUGGACGCAAGAAUGCAGGACAGUCGAAAUUAGACACCAAGAAGGAAGGCUAA
Messenger RNA from Pyrenophora tritici-repentis Pt-1C-BFP, 1119 nucleotides. RefSeq names its product glycosyltransferase family 2 protein. The record is from RefSeq and is a predicted model, not a curated record. Lineage: Eukaryota; Fungi; Ascomycota; Dothideomycetes; Pleosporales; Pleosporaceae.